Messenger RNA from Marchantia polymorpha subsp. ruderalis, 5335 nucleotides. NCBI's taxonomy places the organism in Eukaryota, Viridiplantae, Streptophyta, Marchantiopsida, Marchantiales, Marchantiaceae. The record is from the annotation of a GenBank genome assembly.
CGACGAGAGCACGCGAGCGUUGUGGCCGAGGCGGCCGCGGAGUCAUGAGUUGAGGAUCGACGAUUUGCUGGCAGAGAGGAAGUGAGUUAGGGAAGGCAGAGGAGGGAGGGCGAGAGAGAGGUUGGCGCGGGCGAAUGCGACUCCACCCAUGAGCCCCUCGCCUCCCUUCCCCUCGCCUGUGCCCCCUUCGCAUUUGUCGUCGUCCUCUCCUCAUCCAGGAAUCAUUGGGGAGCACCGGUCCGUUCAACAACACAACCAUCUGAGUAGCCUGCAGCAACAGCAGCAUCAAGAGCCUCCGAAUGGAGAGUAUCUGUUGCACCUCCUGCAGUCCGGGAAUCAUCAAGUCCAACACCACAAUGUUGUUGGCAAUGGUGGCGAGCGUGGCUACGAGCCACAACCUCAUUAUAACUUCUCGCUGCCGGGAAUUGUCCCCGGAAACGACAUCCCCAUGGCCGCCUGGGAUCCAGCCGUCGCUGCUCUCGGUCCCAGCCAUUCUUUCAAUGGACUGGGAUCAGCAGGUGGCGAGCGAGACAUAUUCCCCAGGCUCUACAACUCUCAGUAUAAUGUGUCGUUGGGCUCCGGAUGGCCCAACCAGCAACAGCAUGCUGUUGGUGUGGCACCUCUAACUUCUGUUUCUUCUCCUUCGUCAACCACCUCUUCUUUGUCUUCUCAUGUAGAUCUCCGCAUCCUCCAGGGUCGCACUGGAGGACAUACUUUGGUUUCAUCUCCGGGGGUGGGGGUUCUGCCGUCGUCUCUGUACGGAGGCCACGUCGAGAUGGUGCCGAGAAGGUCGACCACCCCUCACGAGUGGCAGCAGCAGAGUCCAUCCUCCGUCGCAUCUCAUCAGCUGCGAGGCAUGCUUACGGAGUGCGAUAUCUUCUCCAACUCGUCGAACGUGUCCCCCAGCAAUUUCAGCAGCAGCCGUGCGAGCAAUUCCGGCGAGCGAACGCCCCAUCAGCAAUUCUACGGGGAUGGGGCCGAGCUGAUGAAGCUGUUGCAGAUUUCGUCAUCAAAACCUGUUGGAGUCGGUGCAGCAGAUCCGCUGAAGGUGGAGAAACAGCAGCUGAUGGGAUUAAGCAUAGGAGGGAGUUGUGGUGUUCCCCAGAAAGUGAGCCCAGCGAUUGUUCACGGUCCUAUCGGGCCUCCCAAACGCCCUGAAACGAACAGGUCCUCCCCCGCUGACGAUAUCUUAGGUCGAUUUUGGCCAGCUCCCGCUGCAUCGAUAUCCAAUGGGCUGCAGCAUCCACAGGACAUUAGCAGUAGCAUUAAUCUCAAAUCGCUGGGGUUUCCCUACAAGGAGGCGAAUUCCGGGUCGUUGCCUCCGUCCAAAGACAACAGGGGUUGGUGGGGCGAGCCGCCUCCCGGUGAUAAGAAGUUCGAGGCUUUCGCAGCAGGCGAGUCCUUGGCGCCUCAUCCUUCCUUCGGCAGUAGUGAUGGAGUCGGUGGCCGCUUCGCCCUGGCAAACCGAUUUUACGCGUUUAAUAAAGGUGGUCUUUCUGACAAUUUGGAAUAUCACGACGGGAGAGGGCUGCUGGGAGGAUGGAGCGGAGAGCUAUUCGACGAUGGAGUUGGGUCUGGUGUGACAGGUCCUCAGUUCCGCAAAAGCCAGAGGCCUCGUGAAGACGCGCAGCUUUAUGUGAAAUCUAUGGAUACCAAUUUAAAUUUGAAUUCGUCUAAUCACCAUCACGAUCGAGAACACGUAGAGAGUCCGUCGAAAGAAUCCGAGCUCGACUGCCCUCGGGACAACGGCCGAGCUUCGGAAGGGACGAGGGUCGUAGGAGGCCGCAGGGGCUCGGGCUCCCGCAGCGACGCAGGCCGGCGAGGCGGGCGGACGGUUGUAGGCCAGUGGGUAGCUGUGAAUGAGAGGCAGAGGGAGAGGGAUGGUCUGGACGCCAGUGGACCGAGCGAAAGUGCCGAAAGCGGGUCUGAUAAGGGCAGCAAUUCCGCCGGGACCUCAUGCAAGGAGGAAGCGCUUGUCGUGGCCAAGGAAGGAAGUGGGUCGCAGAAGGCCAGAGACGACUUGAAGCGGAGAAGGGGGCAGCAGCAGGAAUGGCGCAUGAAGACUCCUCCGGCUCAUGCUCAGACCCAGGCGCAAGCCCAGUCCUCGUCUCACGCAAAGAGUUCUGAAUUCUCCUCCGGUGCUGAUUCCUCUGAGAUGAUCAAUGGGAACUAUCGAGUCUCCUCGCCCCUGAAAAUUCGUCCUCUUGCUGCUCAAGUCGAUCACCCGGGAUUGCCGUCGAGUGUCGUUCCCGAUUCUGCCUCCGUUCCAGGAUCUGCUGUGGAGGAUGCGAAGAAGAUCUACCAUGACCGCUCGAAUUUCCACGCGAACGGGGGAAGUGAUAACCACGAUGAGGGUUUGGCGAAGGAAGAGGAGGAGGAACUCCGAGAAGCGUUUGCCGGAUACUUGGACUUGAUGGAUGAACCGGAUAGCCACAAACAGUCGUUUGGACUUGGUCCUGCUCAAGAGGAGGUAGAUUACGAAACACGCCAUGAACGAGAGUUCCGAAGACAUCCACAUCGCACUCUUGCCAUGCCUUCGUUGAGACCCGAGAUGCGAUACCGACCAGAUCUUGAGAAGUUCACUUUCCAGAUGCUACAGAUGUAUCAGUCUUUGAUCCCUCCUGAAGAGGAAGAGCGAAAGAGGCGACAGUUUUUGUCUCAUCUGGACCAGUUGGUAGCCCGCGAGUGGCCUGGAGCUCGCCUUUUUCUCUUUGGAUCUUGUGCUAAUGCAUUCGGUGUGUGCAACAGUGACAUUGAUGUAUGUCUGUCUAUCAAUGAUGAUCAGCUCAGUAAAGCUGACCUUGUGCUGAAGAUGGCUGCUAUUUUGCGAUCAGAUAACAUGCAAAAUGUUCAGGCCUUGACGCAUGCACGAGUCCCCAUCGUGAAGUUUACGGAAUCCACGACUGGCAUAUCAUGUGAUAUUUGUGUUAAUAACAUGCUGGCAGUUGUAAAUUCCAAACUUCUGCAUGACUACUCCCAGAUCGAUGUGCGUCUGCGACAGCUGGCAUUUUUGGUUAAGCAUUGGGCCAAACGUCGUCAAGUGAAUGAAACAUACCGGGGCACGCUUUCCAGCUAUGCAUAUGUGCUAAUGUGCAUCCAUUUCCUUCAACAGCGCAAGCCCGCAAUUCUCCCAUGCCUACAGGACAUGCGGCCAACGUACAGGGUGACCGUUGGCAACAUUGAGUGUGCAUAUUAUGAUCAAAUUGAGACCUUGCAGUCGUUUGGUGCUAAUAACAAGGAAACCUUGGGAGAACUUUUGACUUCCUUUUUUGAGUAUUGGGCUUUUCGCCACGACUACACCAGAGCAGUCAUAUCAGUUCGCACAGGGGGCUAUCUCAGCAAGGAUGAGAAAGAAUGGACUCGGCGCAUCGGCAAUGAGCGUCAUCUUAUCUGUAUCGAGGACCCCUUGGAGGUUGCACAUGACUUAGGGCGUGUGGUGGAUCGUCACAGCAUACGUGUACUCCGUGAUGAGUUCCAUCGGGCUGCUAAAAUUCUUCGUCAUGAUCUGAACCCAUGCACAACUCUUUUUGAACCUUUCGUCAGGGAGAAAUAGCCCCCAAAACCUUCAUCAACCCUAUUCAAGAAUGGUCUUCGAGACCUUUACUGCUGCAAAUCAUGCAGAGUGGCAGCUAGGUGGUGAAUGCUGAGAAUAUACAUAUUGUGGGUUUUUUCCGGGGAGUGUGUAGGGAAUGAGGAAAUUAGAUUUCUCAAACGAUUGGAUCAAGUGAGCCAAUGGCGAUUGCUUACGUGCCUCACAGUAAAGCUUUGUACAGAAUCACCUGUUGUCCAGAUUCAGGUGGGUUGUAAACCGGCAUCGUCGAAUUUCUCACCAGCCAUAGUACCGUUCUGGUCCACCAUAUAGGGAGAUUAUCAUAGCUUCAGGUUGUGACAUCCAGUUUUUUGGUGCUGGUGGAGGAGUGUGUACCCUUUUUCCUAGCUUGAGAUGGAGGGAGAUUACUUUUCCCUGUGAUAAGGAAGAUGCGAUCAAUUGGGUCAUUUUCCUUCACGUUUUGCGGCUGGAUACCCUCAAGAAGUGUUUGCUUGUAUAUAGAUGGGAAAGGCCAAUAGCAUUGGAACUUUGGCCCGUCAGUUGGAUCAGGCACAUUUGGGAUGGAAGUCUUCGAAGCCACUUUGGAAGGCAGGCAGGCAAGCGACAGGCUGUGAUUAAACCACCCUUCGGAGUCGGGUUUGGAAGGCAGAUGUUUGGCUAGUUACAGCUAGAGCCAAAAUGGCAUAGGUGGGAAUCUGAAAGAGGAGAAUUGACAGGGUUGGUACGUGCUGGUUCAUCAGUAUCUUGACUAAGUUUUGAUGUCGCAGUGAACUCGUCAGUAGGCACCCAUUGAACUUUCUAGUUUGGUAGGAACGUGUGCUCCAUCUCGACGUUUGACCAGCAGAAAUUUGGAAUGAGGUUCUUUAAGUGACGGUCUGUCUGGGUAGACGGGAGUGCGAGUCUGAUCAGUAGCAACUGACCGUAGAUAUGUAGAUGUUCUUAUUCCAGACAUGCUAUAUGUUUGCUGGUAUACGGACAGCUUAGUAAUCAUUUAGCCUCUGAACUCGUCAGUUCAAGCACUGCGCACCGGUCGGGUGUCCCAUGCUAGAGAUUUAUACAAAACAGAAGGCAUCUUAACCAAGAAGGGGGCAGUUUCUUGUAUUUUGACAUUAAGUUAUUCCACUUUGAGGAAAUUUGUGGUAGAAUCUGUGUUUGUUGUCAUGUAGCUAGCGGUUUUUCAAGUGCCAAAGCCGCUCAGCCGGGUUGUAGUAAGGACAUGGUGCCGAAAGGGAGAGAAGGCGGCACUCUUCAGAUUGCUCGUGGAACCGACCAACCAGUUCACACCUGCAGUAAAGUAGGGUUGUAAUACUGGACUACAAUAAGUUCCAGAGGUUCCAGAUUAGGGUACUUACGUGACUCUUUACUGCCAGGGCUCACUUCAUGAUUACAACAGGACAGGCUCACUUAUUAGUGAUUCUUCAUUCAAGAGGACAUCGGCCCAUCAGACUGGAUCGUGAAACAAAAUGUCCACAUUUCUGUCCUCGUCUUUUCCGAGAACAGUUGGACGGAACAGAGCCCGUGGCGCCCGUCAUUACAUUGGUGUUCUGAGUAUAUCUAGGUCCUUCAAAUUUAAGGGAUGUCCGUAUUGGUGAAAGAUAUUCAUGAGAAGUGACUUAUUUUACUGUACCCGUCAUCGUGCUCGGUCGUGUUUUGUUUUCAAGUACUUCAUGGCUGAUUGAAAGAAAAGGGACUCUGUUUUGUGCCCAGACGUUGACAGAUUUCCCAGCUUCACUUGGCAAAAGCGAUUACAUGAGUGAAGGCGGGUCUGCACCUGAUAAGAUUUCG